Messenger RNA from Phycodurus eques (leafy seadragon), 771 nucleotides. Its product is annotated as trypsinogen-like protein 3. The record is from RefSeq and is a predicted model, not a curated record. Gene Ontology annotation, biological process: proteolysis. Gene Ontology annotation, molecular function: serine-type endopeptidase activity. The coding region runs from base 1 to 771 and encodes 256 amino acids. The transcript has 5 exons. Lineage: Eukaryota; Metazoa; Chordata; Actinopteri; Syngnathiformes; Syngnathidae.
AUGGAGCUCCUCAUUCUGCUGUUCGCUUUGGGCCUCACGGGAGCAUCACCGUUGGAGGACCACGAUCUGUGCCAGCCUCACUCCAGACCUUGGCAGGUGUCUCUUCACGAACGAGGGACGAGGUGCAGCGGCGCCCUCAUAAACAAGUGGUGGCUGGUGACGUCUGCCGCCUGUGCGCCCAGAUCGACCAGCGUCAUCGCGUCGCUCGGGGAACACGACGUGACGGUGGACGAGAGCACCGAGCAGCACAUCCCUGUGGCGGACGUGAUCCGCCACAGCCCGUACCGCUCGCCCCUCCACAGCCUGGCCAUGGUGCGUCUGGCCGAGCCGGCCCGCCUCACUCCGCACGUCCGACCCAUUGGCCUGCCGGGUCGCUGCCCUCAGCCUGGAGAGAGCUGCAGUGUCAGCGGUUGGGGCUCCACCGUCCCAAAUCAAUAUGAGUCUCUGAAGCAGCUGAAGUGUUUGACUGUGCCUGUUGUGGAAGAUCAAACUUGUAUCAACACUUUCCCCGACUACCUGUUCUGGAGCGUGGGCAUGGUGUGCGCUGGAGGGGACAACAAGAUCAACUGCUUGAACGACAAAGGCGCAGUGCUGGUGUGCGGCGGGCAGCUGCAGGGCAUUCAGUGGUUCAGUCAUGGCUGUCAGAAUGAGGAACACCCCAGCGUCUUUACCAAGCUGUGCAUGUACGACAACUGGAUGCGCACAGUGAUGGACAACUACACGCCGACCACCACCACUGCACGUGUGAUGAGCUCGACAAAGGGGCUGUGA